Messenger RNA from Hemiscyllium ocellatum (epaulette shark), 2070 nucleotides. Its product is annotated as cGMP-dependent protein kinase 1-like. Gene Ontology annotation, molecular function: ATP binding; cGMP-dependent protein kinase activity. The record is from RefSeq and is a predicted model, not a curated record. The transcript has 18 exons. Lineage: Eukaryota; Metazoa; Chordata; Chondrichthyes; Orectolobiformes; Hemiscylliidae. The coding region runs from base 1 to 2070 and encodes 689 amino acids. Gene Ontology annotation, biological process: protein phosphorylation.
AUGGGGACCCUGCGGGACCUGCAAUACGCCCUCCAGGAGAAGAUCGAGGAGCUGAGGCAGAGGGACGCCCUGAUCGACGAGCUGGAGCUGGAGCUAGACCAAAAGGACGAGCUGAUCCAGAACCUGCAGACCGAGCUGGACAAGUACCGCUCGGUCCUGCGGCCGGCUGCUGGCCCCCCGGCGAGCCAGGGCGGGCCCGGCGGCGUCCCGCUGCAGGAGCAGCAGAGGACCAAGAGGCAGGCGAUUUCGGCAGAGCCCACCGCCUUGGACAUCCAGGACAUCAGCCACGUCACCCUGUCUUGCUACUCCAAGAGUGCACAGUCAAAGGAGCUGAUCAAGGAUGCCAUCUUGGAGAAUGACUUCAUGAAGAACUUGGAGAUGUCUCAGAUUCAGGAGAUUGUGGAUUGCAUGUACCCGGUGGAGUACAGCCAAGGCAGCUGUGUGAUUGAGGAGGGAGAUGUGGGCUCACUGGUGUACGUAAUGGAAGAGGGCAAGGUGGAGGUGACGAAAGACAAUGUGAAGCUGUGCACAAUGACACCAGGGAGAGUGUUCGGGGAGCUGGCCAUCCUGUACAACUGCACCAGGACAGCUACAGUCAAAGCCCUCACUAACAUCAAGCUCUGGGCCAUCGAUCGGCAAUGUUUCCAAACAAUUAUGAUGCGAACGGGGUUGAUUAAACACGCUGAGCAUAUGGAACUUCUCAAAAGUGUCCCCUCCUUCCGUAAUCUUCAGGAGGAAGUUCUGAGCAAAUUCGCUGAUGUGCUCGAGGAGACUCAUUACAAAGAGGGAGACUACAUUGUCAGGCAGGGAGCCAGUGGAGACACUUGCUUUAUCAUCAGCAAGGGCAAGGUGACUGUAACACAAGAUGAAUCGAAAGCUGGCGAUACAGUGCUCCCCACGACCCUGUCCAGGGGAGAUUGGUUUGGAGAGAAGGCUCUGCAUGGAGAAGACAUCAGGUUGGCCAAUGUGAUUGCAGCAGAGGAUGUGAUCUGCCUGGUGAUUGACCAAGACUCAUUCCGACAGAUUAUUGGAAGCUUGGAAGAUGUCUCCAGUCAAGAACAUGAGAGUGCAGAGAGGCAGGAACAAUUUGAGGCAGAAGCCGCAUUCUUUGCCAGCUUGGAGCGAACAGAUUUCCACGUCCAUCAAACACUUGGAGUUGGAGGAUUUGGUCGUGUUGAAUUGGUGCAGCUGAAGAAUGAAGAGAACCGGACGUUUGCGAUGAAGAUUCUGAAGAAGCACCACAUUGUGGAGACGCGGCAGCAGGAGCACAUUCGCUCGGAAAGGCAGAUCAUGCAGGAGGCUCACUGUGAUUUUAUAGUCAGGUUGUAUCGGACAUUCCGAGACCAUAAGUAUCUUUACAUGCUGAUGGAGGCCUGUCUUGGUGGUGAACUGUGGACCAUCCUGAGAGACAGGGGCUCCUUCGACGAUGCCGAGACACGAUUCUACACUGCCUGUGUGCUGGAGGCUUUUGCCUAUUUACACAGCAAGGGAGUCAUUUACAGAGAUCUGAAGCCAGAGAACAUCAUUCUCAACCACAGAGGUUAUGCUAAGCUGGUGGAUUUUGGCUUUGCUAAGAGAAUCGGAUUUGGGAAGAAGACCUGGACCUUCUGUGGAACCCCUGAGUAUGUUGCCCCCGAGGUCAUCCUCAACAAAGGUCAUGACAGCUCUGCAGAUUACUGGUCCUUGGGUAUCCUCAUGUACGAACUUCUAACCGGCAGCCCUCCGUUUUCUGGCUCUGACCCAAUGCAAACGUACAACAUCAUCCUGAGAGGGAUUGACAUGGUUGAGUUCCCCAAGAAAAUCACCAAAAAUGCAGGCAACCUCAUCAAGAAGCUGUGCAGGGACAACCCUGCUGAGAGACUAGGCAACCAAAAAAAUGGAGUAAAAGACAUACAGAAGCACAAGUGGUUUGAAGGUUUUAACUUUGAAGGGCUGAAGAAAGGAACACUUUCUGCAGCAAUAGUUCCGAGUGUGACAGGACCUCUGGACACCAGCAAUUUUGACACCUUUCCAGAGGAGGAAGAGGAGGAACCUCCUGAUGAGGAUUCUGGAUGGGAUGUAGAGUUUUAG